Molecule: messenger RNA, 1485 nt
Organism: Rhipicephalus microplus (southern cattle tick)
Lineage: Eukaryota; Metazoa; Arthropoda; Arachnida; Ixodida; Ixodidae
Product: splicing factor C9orf78
Biological process (GO): mRNA splicing, via spliceosome
Cellular component (GO): spliceosomal complex
Source: RefSeq, a predicted model, not a curated record
UAACAGUGGUGGUCAAGGAAACAGUGAACAAUUGUGAUGUUCAUGGACCUGGUGUGAUUUUUCUUUCCUUUUUUUUUUUCUCAUUCCGGUCAGGACACUAAAAGGUGCCCCCCCCGGUAUAAAGGGGAAGACCACAGAGAUCAUCAUCAUCAUCGACCAACGUUGUUCCGACGACGGCUGCUUUCCAAGUGACCGCCGAUAUUCCGGCAGGCAAGGCAAAUCUCUGCAAACAUUGCACGUCAACGUAGGAGAACGUUAUGGCUGGAGAUACCUGCGUAACGUUUAAAAGCGGACUUAAAAAGCGCAAGUGUUUCAGGCAACACACGUCUUCAGAUGACUCGGAAAGCGAGGGAGAAGACGAUCUUUCAAGGGAACUUCUGCAAGAUACCAAGGAGAUCCAAAAGCUUCGUAAACGACCCAACGGUGUGAGCGUCAUCGGCCUAAACUUGGGCAAAAAGCUCACUCCCAAGGAGGAACUUGUGAUUGAUGACCCAUUCAAGAUGAAAACUGGAGGCAUGAUUGACAUGAAAGCUCUCAAAGGGAAAAGGUUCACCAUGGACGAAUUGGAUGCUGUCAACUUGGGCAAUACAUUCUCAGUAGAGACGAACCAGCGUGAUGAAGAUGCUGACAUGAUGAAAUACAUCGAAGAGGAACUGGCUAAACGUCGAGGUGGCAUUCAAGAGCCAGAGCUGUCGCUACAGAAUACCGUGGAUGAGGAGGAUGUGCUGUUCCAUGUGCCUGAGCACCUGCGCAAGUCAACAUCCAAGAAGUCUGAGGAGAUGCUGUCCAAUCAAAUGCUUUCAGGAAUCCCAGAAGUUGACCUGGGCAUUGAGGAGCGCAUCCGCAACAUAGAAGCAACCGAGGAGGCCAAGCUGAAGCUUAUUCGAGAUCGAGUAACCCAGAAGAAGCGCGAGACGUCGUUUGUGCCUACCAACAUGGCUGUCAACUUUGUCCAGCACAACCGCUUUAACAUCGAUGAUGGCAACCGGACGCGUCAUAUGCGGCGCCCUGUUCGUGAGAAAGAGCCUCCGCCGCCUAAGCCUGUUGUGGUCAUCGCAGAAGCUGAAGGAGUUGCAGACAAGAUUCCAGGCCGCCAGAACAGAGGUGCCAAAGGAUCAUCCAGGUGUAGAGCAAAUGAUGAUGAAAAAGCCACCGAUGACUUUCACUUUGAGAAGUUCAAGAAGCAGUUCAGACGGUACUAAGCCUACAGAUACCAGCUGUGGACAUUUUGUUCAGCAAAUCAUUUUUUUAUCAUUAUGCUUAUAAAACCUUCAUGUGGUCCUCUGUCACUUGUUGCUUCAACUAAAGUUGAACAUAUCUACAUCUUUCUUCUGUUCGCAUGCUUCUUGUUGAACUGUUGUAGAAUGUGGCAUCCUGAUCACCAUGAGUUCUCAACGAUUGGCCGUUUUCUUAAUGACAUGACUUGCGUGUAACAAGUUGAGCUAUUAAAUUUGCCUAAAUGGCUCUUUGUGGUGUCCAACGAAA